Messenger RNA from Seminavis robusta, 1269 nucleotides. NCBI's taxonomy places the organism in Eukaryota, Bacillariophyta, Bacillariophyceae, Naviculales, Naviculaceae. The record is from the annotation of a GenBank genome assembly.
AUGGCCGACGCAGAUACUUGGGAUAAGGCCAAGCUUAUGGGCACCGGAGAGGAGGGCAAGGGUGCUGACAUGGUCAAAGACAACCCUAUGUUGUGGGGUGUGCCAGGGUACUUGACCGAGGAGGAUGCUGACACAUAUUUCAAAUUCAAGGAAGACGUCAACAGCCGAGAUGCCGAACUCAGGAAGACUGUGUACUCUUUUGGAGAAGUCGAGGGGGAAGUCUGGUGUCUUACCCGUUGGCUUCGUGCUCGAAAGUUUGACUUGCCAGAGACCAUCAAAAUGAUUGAGGAAGCUACAGAAUGCCACAAAGUUCCUCGGGAGAAUGACUAUUAUUCCGACCCCGCCAAGGCUCUGGGAUGUGACGUUGCACUCUACUUUGCCAAUUAUCCUCAAUUGUAUACGGGAAAGUCAAAGAUUGGUGCUCCCAUCUUCAUCUCCAAGCCGGGUGUCUUGAACACUGAUGCCAUUGAAUGUAUCACCACUUUGGACGGUAUCCUCAAGUUCCAUUGGUGGGUGGAAAUGCACGAGUUUGGAAACCUUUUGCGGAACGAAAAGGAGAAGAACGACGAUUUCAAACUUUUCCAAUGUUUUUCAAUUCUCGAUUUGGAGGGCCUGACCACUUCCCAAUUGACCAGCAGGGCGUUGGCAAUCAUCAAGGAGCAAGCUGCAGUUGAUUCCCUAUGCUUUCCCGAGACAAUGUCCCGGAUGUUCAUCAUCAACAGUCCGCUCUUCUUCUCCGCCAGUUGGAGACUGAUCAAGGGUUGGCUGGACCCUCGUACAGCAAGCAAGAUCGACGUCGUCUCUAGCAAAGAUGCCGCCAAGAAAAAACUCUUGGAAUUGAUUGACGAGGAUCAACUGCCUGUUGAUUAUGGUGGCACUGGCCCUGACACCAAGGAAACAUUGAGAUCUGAAAUCAAGGGAGAUGCGAUUAAGAUACACUCGGAAAUGAUGUACCUGCGUGGUAGCGGAUCUUUCUCGAUCGAAGUUUCCCAGGGGGAAUAUGUGGAAGUCGAGGUCUGGACUCGAUCCACGGCCGGCGGUGGCUUCUCUGUCGUCGACCACAACGACAAGAAAAACAUCAUUGUUGAUAAAAUGGAGGUCAAGCAUGAGGGCACUGGUGAUGAAAAGGAAAGCCCCACUCGUGUUGUCAUGACGAAAACUCGCCUUGCUGGACCAAUGCACCUCAGAGUGAAGGCAGAAUCGAAUGCAGGCCGUUUCUCGUGCCACAACUACCUACUCGCCUUCAUAUUCUUUGAUAAACCAAACUAG